AUGAGGAGCAGCCAAAUAAUUAGUCUCGCGCUCCUUGCGCCAAUCUCCCAAGCAUACGUUUGGCCCAGCAAAUACGAUGACCUCGAUGACCUCCUGUACAUGCAAUUUGGUUAUGUCAGAAAUGGACAGCUUUCAGAUCGUACGUAUUCCAAUACUGAUCCUCUGACCACAACUCACACAACGAUAGAGGUUCAGAGCUGCGAUUUUGGCGCCAAACAACCUGGCGUACAGAAGGCAGCACAGUGGGUGCGAACUGCCUUUCACGAUGCGGCGACUUACGAUGCGACAACCAAGAUCGGUGGCUUAGAUGCCUCGAUCCAAUACGAACUUGACCGACCGGAAAACCUGGGUGCCGCAUUGAAUUCUACCUUGGCAGAUAUCUCAAGUCUGGUCACGACCCGGUCCUCAGCAGCGGAUUUGUUGGCUUUGUCGCUAGUAAUGUCUGUAGCUCGUUGCGCCAACAUGCGCGUCCCAUUACGACUGGGUCGCAAGGACGCAACAGAGGCCGGCAUCAAGGGUGUACCCGAAGCCCACACCGAUCUUGACACUUCUCGGAAGAGGUUCGCCACCAUGGGUAUGGACGAGGCCGACAUGAUAACGUUGAUUGCCUGUGGUCACAGCAUUGGUGGAGUUAAUUCGGUUGAUCACCCCGAAAUCGUUUCCGGACCAGUCAGCCCCGAGAACAAGGCCAGCUUCGACACUACUAAAGGCGCCAUGGACAACCAAGUUGUACUCGAGUACCUGGAUAAUUCCACAGCCAAUCCCUUGAUCGUCAAUGCCAACGACACGCUCAAUUCCGACAAACGCAUAUUUGCUGCCGAUGGCAAUGCAACCAUGCGCAAGCUCGCAGACAAGGCAUAUUUUAAGUCUAAGUGCGAAAACGCUUUCGAGAGGAUGCUCAACCUCGUACCGGGAGACGUUACGCUUUCAGAGCCUAUUGAACCAGCUGACAUUCGCCCUUUCAUUACGCAGUAUGCGCUCAAUGCAAAUGGUUCUAUUGAAUUCUCUGGCCGCAUCCGUGUUCGCACCACGCCCGUUACCGGCCGGGAUACGAACAACCUGACUGCCUCGAUCAUCCUGCCCUCGCGCAGCGGCAGCAGCCCAACUGAAGUUGUCGCGAAACAGGCCACCUACAAGCUGGGUCAAACCUAUGGAUACCUAGACGAGGUAUUCCUGUGGUUCGAAUUCAAGACAGUAAUUCCUGCGAGCGCAGCUAUUAGCUCUUUCAACAUCCGCGUCAACGACGAUGUUUACGACAAUGCCGGAACUGGCGGAUACCCCGUCAACCCCGAUGUGCUCUAUCAAGCGCCGCAAUCCUGCACAUUCGCAGACCCAACCACGAAACAAUGGUCGAUAACAAUGGUUGCUGCCGUGUCAAAAAGUCUUCUGCAGGGUGGAGCUGAGCCUCAACUCAACGUCGUGAAGAAGCCGAGGAAGCCGCGCAGCUUUCUUCCUGAAUUGACGCCGGAAAUAGUGAAGAUGGAGCACGCGGGUAAAGAGACAGCAGAGUAUGUCUAUUUUACUGCCACAACUCCUUUAUCCACCGAUGGUCUCGACCCCAGGGUGGAUAUUGAGGUUGGCGAUAGUAAAGUGGAGUAUAUUUUGACAACUGCUCUGACGCAGCAAAAGUGUGCGGCUUUGUAG
Molecule: messenger RNA, 1644 nt
Organism: Parastagonospora nodorum SN15
Lineage: Eukaryota; Fungi; Ascomycota; Dothideomycetes; Pleosporales; Phaeosphaeriaceae
Exons: 1
Coding region: 1-1644 (547 amino acids)
Biological process (GO): response to reactive oxygen species; hydrogen peroxide catabolic process; cellular response to oxidative stress
Molecular function (GO): heme binding; peroxidase activity
Source: RefSeq, a predicted model, not a curated record